AUGCGCGGGUUCAUCCCCCUUCUUCUGGCUCUUUCUGCUUCAUACACAACUACUACCGCGCUUCCUCAACCUAGAAUCGCACUCCGCGAUACCGCAGCUGGACCCAAAUAUUCAGUCGUUCCCUUGGAACCUGGCAACGAUGAUCCUGCCUCUGGCGAUGCUGGAAGCGGAGAUGGAAAUGCUAGCAACGGCAGCGGAAAUAGUGGUGGCAAUGGAGGCGGCAGCAACGAUAACGAUGGAGAUGGUAUCGUCACUGUUAUCCAGACCGUGACACGAAAACCUGUCACGCAAAUCGUCACUCGAACAGAAAAGCCCAGUACCGUCACUGCUCCAGGCAAGACUGUCACAAAGGCUAUCACUCAGGCUGUCCCUACUACCGUCUCUGUUAUCAACAUAGGUGAAGGUCCACUUACUGAGACCGUCACUGUCCCACAUCCCCGGCCUUCAAAGUCUGAGGUUUCCAAGAAGUCGACCACCACACAGGAACCUGUUCCUACCACCGAAGUGCAAAAGCCGACAGGUCAGAGCACGUCAAAGUUCUCGAGCUCUGCUGCUGCCCCGGUCGUCACCUCUCAGCCUAAGCCUGAACCCCAGCCUCAACCCAAACCCAAACCUCAACCUCAACCACAGCCUGAGCCUGAAUCUUCCACCACUGUCGAGCUUGCUCAAAGCUCCGAAACACCAUCCACUACCUGCGAUACCAACACUGUACCGCCCGCCGAGACAGUCGCUCAGCCUCCUGUGACCGAGAGCUCAGCUGCAGGUUCACCAGACGCUCCAGUGGCGCCUAUUCCUUCACAGGAGACCUUUGUUCACGACCCUGCUACUCAGGGCGAAUCCUGGUCAACCGCUGGGGUUCCUUAUGUGCCCCCUGUCGCACCUACCACUCUUCUCACUUUUGUCAUCACCACUACCACUACAACCUCAGACUUUGAGAAUGAAACCUCUGAGCCCACCUCUUCAAAGACUCAAGAUGAUGGUGCCUGGCACACUUCUUACCCAGCCUGGAAUGGCUCAGUUCUGGCAAUUUGA
Molecule: messenger RNA, 1032 nt
Organism: Fusarium sp. VM40
Lineage: Eukaryota; Fungi; Ascomycota; Sordariomycetes; Hypocreales; Nectriaceae
Source: the annotation of a GenBank genome assembly